AGCAGCUUAAAGCGGAGCUCCACCCAAAAGGGGAAGUUCCACUUUAAGCCUUUGUCCCCCGCUCCCUGUUAAGGAUUGGCACCUUUUGGGAGCAGAUACCCGAAUUUGAUAGGUACCCGCUCCCACUUCCGGUCCGAUCGCCUACAUGAUCGGUAGCGAAAAAGGUGUCCUCCCUCCCUGUAGUCUUUUGGGACACGUGACAGGUUCCAGAAGGCUACAGGGAUUAUUCAUGAAGCGCUACUCGCGCAUGCGCAGUGGGCACCCGGCUGUGAAGCUGCAAGCUAUCACAGCCGGGUGCCCACACUGAAGAUGCCGGCCUCCUGGAAUACAGGACGGCUGGUGAAACAGGCUUCGAGGGACACACCACAGGACCGAG
This is a messenger RNA of Staurois parvus, 376 nucleotides long. NCBI's taxonomy places the organism in Eukaryota, Metazoa, Chordata, Amphibia, Anura, Ranidae. The record is from the annotation of a GenBank genome assembly.